This is a messenger RNA of Panicum virgatum (switchgrass), 968 nucleotides long. Its product is annotated as heme-binding protein 2-like. The transcript has 2 exons. The coding region runs from base 102 to 731 and encodes 209 amino acids. Lineage: Eukaryota; Viridiplantae; Streptophyta; Magnoliopsida; Poales; Poaceae. The record is from RefSeq and is a predicted model, not a curated record.
UGGGAUGGCCUAACCAAACCCUACCUAGUUACUGCUUGGCGGUCUGCUCAAGGAAGCAAAGUGGUUGCGCAGACGUCGACGGCGAGGCAGAACCGAAUCCGAUGGCGCUCCCGCUGCCCCUCCUCCUAGUCGCGCUGCUCCUGCCGGCCGCCCGCGGAGCGGAGACGCCGCAGUACACGACGGUGCACGCGGAGUCGGACUUCGAAGUGCGGCUCUACCGCGACACCGUCUGGAUGUCCGCCCCUGCCCCCGACAUCCCCUCCUUCCACACCGCCACCAAGCUCGGCUUCCACCGAUUGUUCCAAUACUUGAUGGGCGCAAACCUCAACUCUUCCAGGAUCAGAAUGACCACCCCUGUUCUUACAAGUGUGGUUCCAGGUGCAGGGCCCCUGCAUUCUUCAGCCUACUUUGUCCGUCUCUACUUACCAGUAAAGUUCCAGGCUUCCCCUCCUGUUCCUCUCCCAGAACUGAACCUCCACCCGGACAGAUGGCCAGGCCACUGCAUUGCAGUGAGGAGCUUCUCAGGUUAUGCACGAGACAACAACGUGGUUGAGGAAGCUGAGAAGCUUGCUAUGAGCUUGAGCCGGUCGCCCUGGGCUAACUCCACAAAGUACCCUAGCAAGAAUGCGUACUCGAUUGCACAGUACAGCAGUCCAUUCCGCUUCAUCGGCCGUGUCAAUGAGGUGUGGUUUGAUGUCGACUGCAAGUCUACUGGCGUGGAGACGUACUGAGAACCAAGUGUACUGCGCAUCAAUAUCAUGUAAGCUGUGGAAAACUUUGUGUACAUGUGUACUUUGUAAUGGUAACGGUGAAUGUCAAAUGUAGCGCGUGCAACUGUAUAAAAUGUGUCACAAGCUCAGCUCAGAGUGAUGUUGCCUGUGACUUGGGAGUGUGUGAUUAACAUGAUGAUGCCACUGAUCGUUCUAGUCAUGUCUUCUCUAUAUGUUUAUCCUUGGGGUAUUUGUAUU